Messenger RNA from Fusarium vanettenii 77-13-4, 1272 nucleotides. RefSeq lists its product as uncharacterized. The record is from RefSeq and is a predicted model, not a curated record. Bases 1 to 1272 code for a protein of 423 amino acids. Gene Ontology annotation, biological process: DNA replication checkpoint signaling; cellular response to ionizing radiation; DNA repair. Gene Ontology annotation, cellular component: checkpoint clamp complex. The transcript has 5 exons. Lineage: Eukaryota; Fungi; Ascomycota; Sordariomycetes; Hypocreales; Nectriaceae.
AUGGCGCUUCUCAAUUUCACACUGAGCGAGGAAGGCGUCUCGGCUUUUCGUGACGCCCUCAUCUGCUUGAACAAGUUCAGUGAUGACGUCUCACUAGAAGCCAGGAAGGAUUCUUUUGUUCUCACUACCCUCAACACUUCCAAAUCCGCAUACGCAAGUGUCAAGUUCGCGACCGGCAAGUUCUUCUCGCGUUACCAGUACCAAGGCAGUCGCCAGUUCCGGGAUCGCUUCUACUGCACCCUUUACAUCCGAGCCCUGAUCUCACUGUUCCGGAGUCGCACUGCUACCGACACACAGAGGGAUGUUGAGAAGCAGACGCUGAUCGAAAAAUGUGACGUCGCCAUCGAGGACGGAGAGGGAAUCCAAAGCAGAUUCAUCGCACGUAUAAUUUUCCGAAAUGGACUGACUUCAACCCACCGGCUUCCUUUUGAGGUGUCCGUCCCUGUCCACGCCAAGUUCAACAAACAGGAUGCUCCUCACCACUGGACUAUCUCAUCACGGACGUUGCGGCAGCUGAUGGACCACUUUGGCCCUGGUAUCGAGUUUCUUGACAUCAAUACUGAUGGUGACCAUGUCAACUUCACAUGCUUUAGUGAGAAGACAGUCAGCGAGGAUGCGGUCCUCAAGAAGCCUCUUCAGACAUCAAUUGCCGUUGAAGCCGACGAGUUUGACGACAUUGAUGUCGAAGAUAAACUCCACAUCGUGAUUUCCGUCAAAGACUUUCGCGCCAUCAUCCAGCAUGCUGGUAUUGCAGGUAACGAUGUCUCGGCCCGCUACUCAAUCCCUGCCCGACCAAUCCAGCUCUCCUAUACCGGAGAUGCUAUGUCAUGUGAAUUUCUCAUCAUGACCGUCGGCGAGCGUGGCAGUAACCCUACACAGAGAACAAAGAAGGGUCGUAAGAAUGCAGCACAAAACACAGGUCCACGCCUCGAAGCCACAUCACGUAGGACGAGUGUGGCUCCGUCGGAAUCACAACCCCCUCGGCCGCAAGUCCCUCCUCCUGCUUCAAGACCUCAGCAGCUUACUCCGCAAAUGAGCGUUGCUAGAGCCAGCGCGUCGCGCAUAGGGGCGUUUGACUUGCGGCCCUCCCAGAAGCCACCACCUCCUGCAACCAUGAGAUCCGAGAGCUUGUUCGUCGAGGAUGAGGGUUGGGAGCCUAUCAACUAUGAUGAAGAUGCCGAAGAGGAGGAUAAUGCGAGACUAGGAUGGGAUCAUAGUGCGGAUCCUGCCAAAGACCACGGAACCCGAAACGGCGGCGGAACCCGAGCCUGA